Siniperca chuatsi (mandarin fish) is the source of this 2226-nucleotide messenger RNA. RefSeq names its product zinc finger, SWIM-type containing 2 (gene zswim2). The record is from RefSeq and is a predicted model, not a curated record. The transcript is spliced from 10 exons. Gene Ontology annotation, molecular function: zinc ion binding; ubiquitin protein ligase activity. Lineage: Eukaryota; Metazoa; Chordata; Actinopteri; Centrarchiformes; Sinipercidae. Bases 217 to 1995 code for a protein of 592 amino acids.
UUUUCUGUCUUUAAAAUGGGAUAACGUUAACGUGUGGCUAUGUGAUAGCUGAGGAGAAAAUAAAAAAGUUAAAAAACACAAGGAAUUCCGAGCUAUAAGAUACCAUUCGGUAUUAAAUUAGUCGUACAAGUCGUGGAGAUUAAUAGCUAAAUUACCUGCUCGUUUUCAAAGCCAAAUGCAAGGUGUAUCCUGGUUUCUGUUAAAAGUUGUGACAGGAUGUUCAGGAAAAAUGCCUGGAGGAACACAGUCAGUGAUGCAGUGAGUUUCCACCAAGACCAAGCCCUCAACACAACUAUAUUUCUCCUGAAAUCCUUCGGCCCAACAGGAUUUCUGCUCAGAGAGGACGGAGAGGCCAGAAACUUCAAGGUGUGCUUGGGUGACCCACAUACGUGCACUUGCCCUGUGUUCACCAAGGAGCAGGAGCCAUGCAAACACAUAUGCUGGGUUUUACUGCGGAAAUUCAGACUGCCCAGAGAACAUGAAUAUUCAUUUCAGCAUGGACUUGUGGAGAGACAGAUCUUGGAGGUGCUCCAUGGUUUACACCAAACCAAAGCCCACCGGAUGGAAGAUGAUCCUUCUACUGCUUCUAGGACCCCGAGCCAACCAGUCAUGGGCCAGGAGGCUGGAAGUGUGUGCCGGAAAGUGAUCCAAGCCCAGGAUGUGUGUCCUAUCUGUCAAGAAGAGUUGCUGGAGAAAAAACAGCCCGUGUCUUACUGCAGGUUUGGUUGUGGCAAUAAUGUCCACAUCUCUUGCAUGAAGGUGUGGGCGGAUCACCAGAGACUCUCAGGCAGGGAAGAAACAGUGAAGUGCCCUCUGUGCAGGGAGGACUUCAGCUCUUUGAAGUUGUUGCAGGAGCAGGUGAAAAACACAGCAAAGCUCUUCACUGCAGCUGAAAGAGAGAAGCCAGACAGACACCUGGGAGUUCUCUGUCACAGCUGCCGGGUCUGCCCUGUCACUGGCAAAUGUUUCAAAUGCAUGGUCUGCAGUUACUUCUAUCUAUGUGAGGACUGCUCAACUAAGGGCCGCCACCCACAGCAUCCGUUCGCUUCACGAACAAAAAGGAGAGAAAAGUGGCACCUUGUGGCAGAGGACCCGAGUGAUGAACCGAGGGGAGCGACCUUUCAGCCUGCAAAUGACAGCAUCAUCUCUGUAGCUGCAGACCCUCUACCAAAAAGCGUGUUGGGGUGUCUACCUAUGGUCAGGGUGAGAUCGGGAUCUCGGCUUUUGGAUGAGGGACAGCAGUGUCGGAUCUGUCUGCAGGAUUUUAGCCUGGGCCAGCGCGUCCGAACUCUGCCCUGCCAUCACAAGUUCCACGCAGACUGUGUGGAUGGGAUCCUGCAGAAGUCAAACUCCUGCCCCUUGGAUGGAUAUGUCAUUUAUAACCCCCUGACUUGGAGAACCAGUGAAAGGAAGACCUCCCCUAAGUUGGCCUCAUGCCUUUUCAGUGGCUGUGCCAAACGACCAGAAAACAACUUAAAGGACCUGUUUAUUCCAGGUGUGGCACUUUGGGACAGGAACACUAAAGUCACUCCCUCACACGGUUCUCUUAACUUAGAUGUGCUAACAGGCUCUUCAGUAACUUUAAACACCCCACAAAAGUUAAUAACUGACAGGUUUCAAGGCUUGUGCAUAGCUACAACGGACACUGUGACGAAGAAAGGAACAAGAGAGUUGCAGAGAAAACAAACUCUUUUUAUUCCUGAAAGCAGCUCUUCUUUUGAUCACCUAAGUAAAUCUGACUCAAGUGCACGUUCCUCAAAAAAGACAGUGAGAAAACAGAUCAGAGAGCAACCACACUUGAACCUUUUUGUUGGUUUGUGGAGACCAGAGUCAGACCACACAGCCACAGUGGCCUUUCCUGCGAGGCGAACUAGACUGCAACCCAAAAGGACAGACGUGGUAACCAUUAAAGAUACAAACAACAGACUCAUUUCAGAGCUAAGAAUGACUGGAGUCUUGAUAAACACACAGAAUCAGAGAAGGACAGAGGAUUAAAAUAGUUUUUUUUAAACUUAGGUGGGUUGAAUGUUUAAGGUUUCAGUUGUGUAUCUGCACUUAUUUUCCUUUAACUGUUUAUAAAGUGCAAUAAAUCAAUCAAGUAUACAUGUGUAACCCCUUAAAAAAGAUGUAAAUCUGAAAUAUUGUUUUUGUGUUUGUGUCAUUUUGCUGAAAUUACAUUUCUACAUAAGUAUAUGCUUCAAUGUUGAAAAAGGAUUGAAAUCAUCU